CACGAAAAUCAAAUCAAAUCAGUUCCUCCUGCUUCCUUUUCGCCAUGGCGUCGAUAUCGAGGACUCUUCAAAUCACCGUUAUUUCCGCCGAAGAUCUCAGCCGUCAUCGGAAAUCGUUAAAGAAGAACUCGUUCGCGACCGUCAGAAUCGACUCUCAGAACAUCGGCAGCACGCUAAUCGACGGCGAAGGCGGGAGCUAUCCUUUCUGGAACCACAAAAUUGAGUUCAACUUGCCGUCGAAUGUAAGUUUCAUCACUGUGGAUGUGCAUUGUGGAAAUUUCUCCAGGAACAAGAUCGUCGGAACUACGAGAGUUCCGGUAUCGGACUUUUUAGGCGGAUCCUUGCCAGAAACUUAUCUGCAUAUUCUGAGCUACCGGUUGAGAGAUGUUAGAGGUAAUAGGAAUGGAAUUGUUAAUAUUUCUGUGAGAGUUACGGCGCCUGACGUUGUUGAAUCCACUCCAAGAACGGCAAAACUCCAGGCGCCGUCGGAGAAAAUUAAUUUCGGCACCGGCGCCGGCGUUGCAGUCGGAAUCCCUUUUUGGAGUGGUUCCGGUAUUUGA
Momordica charantia (bitter melon) is the source of this 560-nucleotide messenger RNA. Its product is annotated as BON1-associated protein 2-like. Lineage: Eukaryota; Viridiplantae; Streptophyta; Magnoliopsida; Cucurbitales; Cucurbitaceae. Gene Ontology annotation, biological process: defense response. The record is from RefSeq and is a predicted model, not a curated record.